GUUUUCGAUUCUUUGAUAUGAGUUUGUUGUGAGAGUAGUUAUUUGCAUAACUACGUGUGUACCAAAUACAUGUAAACAAAUUAAUUGUUUUACUGUUAAAUUUAUCAACAUAAAUAAUACAUAAUUUUGAAACACAAAAUCAAAAAUACGUGGUCACUUAAAAAUAAAUAGAAGCAAAAGUCCAGUGCAAAAAUAGUGCACUUGUUUGUGUGUAUAAACGCAUAGCAUUUUUUGAUUUUUGUGUUAUUUAUCCCCCGGAGAUUGUACAAAUUAGUUUUGCCUUGUAAUUAUUUGUAUUUUUCAUUUCCAAUAAUUGAAACAAAAAUUAAAUUUUUUUUAUUCAAAAUGUAAAACAAAUUAUCAAAAAAUUAAAAAAAUACUAAAUUUUGUCAAAAAUGAAGCACUAGCAUUUGGAAGCAAGUUAAUUUAAAAUCUAGGAAGGAUUCAAUUGAUGUAUCUACAUCUUUUAUUAAACGUAUUUUGCAAUCGAAGUGCUAUCUACAACAACUAAACUAAUUGCUGGCAUAAUUAAGGAUAUGGUUUGGUUAAUGCAAUUGUAUCUCAUUCGGUAGCCCAUGAACUUAAAUCACAUCAAAUCAAUAAGCGUGGGAAGUUUUUAAGAGCUAUUUGACAAUGACAUUUAAGAUAUUUCGUAGAGGAUCAGCAAGGUGUAUCGGUUUGCUAUCAGCUUUUGUCACCAUAUUGCUUUGUCUCUACUAUAUAUCAAUAGGGCAACCUUCAGUUGUUCAACAAAAAAAUUUACGAUCAUUUGGACAGCUUGACCAAAAUCAAAGCAAUGGAAAACAACGACAAGAACGACGUCAACCACAAACAAUUAUAACAUCAAAUUCAUUUGCCGACAGAGACCCAUUUUCUGCUGUGGAUAACAAAAAGUCAUCAUCAUCAUCGUGGGCCAACAAAUGUUAUACUCUUAAAGAGCAAGAAACUAAUAUAACGGCUUAUAAUGAGUACUCCCAGUUUGAUUUUCAACCGGAAUGGAUUCGAACGAAAGAAUACUGGGAUAAGACAUUUGAGGAGCGAUACGAACAGCAAAAGAAAGAUCAUUCUCGUCCACCUUUAAAAGUAAUUAUUGUUCCUCAUUCGCACAACGAUCCUGGUUGGCUAAAGACAUUCAUUAACUAUUUCCAAUCGGACUCUAGACAAAUUUUGAAUUUAAUUGUCACUAAGAUGCAAGAAUACACCGACAUGACGUUCAUAUGGUCUGAAAUUAGUUUUUUGCAACUCUGGUGGGAUCAGGCUCAUCCAACUAAACAAAGAGCUUUGAAGCGAUUGAUAAAAUCAGGAAGGUUUGAAAUAACAACUGGUGGAUGGGUAAUGACGGAUGAAGCAAAUGUUCAUUUGUUUCCAAUGUUAGAUCAAUUAAUUGAAGGUCACCAAUGGCUACGAAUAAAUCUUAAUGUUACCCCAGAAGUAGGAUGGUCAAUUGAUCCAUUCGGACAUGGCAGCACCGUUCCAUACCUUCUCUCCGAGAGUGAUUUCGAAGGUACAAUCAUACAAAGAAUCCAUUAUGCUUGGAAACAAUGGUUUGCCAAGCAUCAAAGUGGUGAUUUUCUAUGGGUUCCGUAUUGGAAUAAGGACGACGACUCGAAUAAAAAUCGAAUACCAAAGCAUAGUUUGCUUACACACAAUAUGCCAUUUGACAUCUAUUCCAUUAAACAUUCAUGUGGACCACAUCCAUUCAUAUGUUUAAAUUUUGACUUUCGUAAAAUUCCUGGCGAAUAUACUGAAUAUUCGAUUAAAGCUCAAUUUAUAACAGAUGAAAAUGUAGAAGAAAAAGCACAACUCCUAUUGGAACAAUAUUCCCGUACGGCAUCAUUGUUCCCACAUAAUGUCGCACUUAUUCCUGUAGGUGAUGAUUUUCGCUACAACAAAGAACGUGAAGUCGAUCAGCAAUACAGAAACUAUAAAAAACUUAUCGAUCACAUUAAUGCUAAUAAAGAAAUUUAUAAUGUCGAAAUUGGCUUUGGAACACCACGAGAUUAUUUUCGUGAAAUAAAAAAACGUUCCGAAAAAUUCAACACAUUUAAAGGUGAUUUCUUUGUAUAUUCGGAUAUAUUUUCCGAAGGCCGACCAGCUUAUUGGUCUGGAUACUUUACCACGCGUCCAUUUUAUAAGAUUUUAAGUACUGAUUUGGAACAUAAUCUUCGAGCUGCUGAAAUAUUAUUCACAAUCGCAUACAACACAGCACGUCAAUUUAAACAUGAAAAUGCUAUCAAAGUUUUUGAAAAGAACUAUGAAAAAAUGAUCCUUGCUCGCAGAAAUCUUGGUCUAUUUCAACAUCAUGAUGCCAUUACAGGAACUUCAAAAUCUGCUGUAAUGCGGGACUAUGGAUUGCGAUUGUUUGAAAGUGUUCAAGAUGUUGUCAAAAUGCAAGAAUCAACAAUUGAACUUUUAUUGCAAAAUGCAACUUCAAAUCAUAAUUUUGUUCUAAGUGAAUUGGAGCGUGACAAUUAUAAUAAAUUACCUCGCAAAACACCAAUUUCACUCGCAGAAAAUAAUGAAGCAUCUUUUGUUGUCUUCAAUGCCCUCACUCAUAAGCGAAUUGAAAUAUUAAGCAUACGAACGACAAUUCCAAAUGUAAAAAUCUUAAAUGAAGCAAAUGUUGCUGUUCCAAUGCAGGUAAAUCCAAUAUGGAAUAUCACUGAUAAUUAUGAAAAUCCUAAUUCUAUGCAUUCUGAAAGAAUAAGAAUAUCUACAAAACAAUUUGAGAUUCAGUUCUUAGCCACACUAGAACCCCUUUCAUUGACAACUUUCAAAAUUGUCCCCGAUAAUAAUUACAAACAGCAAAUGGCAACAAUAUACUGUGACGAAUGCAGUGAUGGGAGUAAAAACACCGAAUUUGAUGUUAAAGCAAAACCUGCUGGUGAUAUUCAAUUAGAAAAUAAUAAAAUGAGACUAUUAUUUAAUGAAAAGUCUGGCUUUUUGAAAACAAUCACACGCAAAAAUUCUGGACGAUCAAUGCAAUGUGCUGUUAAAUUUGCUGCUUAUAGAAGUGCCCAAUUUCAUUCUGGAGCAUAUCUUUUUAAAACAGAUCCUGAACAAAACGAAGCUGAAAAAGAUGUCCUUGAACAAUAUGAAGAUAUUCGCAUAAUAAUAACAUCAGGUCCAAUUACUAGUGAUGUUACUGUGAUUUAUGGGCCAUUCUUAGCUCAUACAAUGAGAAUUUAUAAUACUCAAACCUACCUAGACAGUGCUAUUUAUAUUGAAAAUGAUAUUGAUUUCGAACCACCACCAAAGAAUCGAGAAACUGAACUAUUUAUGCGAUUUCUAACAAACAUCGAAAACGGUGGUGAAACACCAGAAUUUUAUUCAGAUCAAAAUGGCUUUCAAUUUCAUAAACGGGUUAAAAUUUCAGCAAUUGGUAUUGAAGGAAAUUAUUUCCCAAUCACAUCAGGAGCAUUUAUUCAGGAUGACAACUUAAGAUUGACCCUGCUAACAACUCAUGCUCAAGGUGCAGCUAGUUAUGAACCUGGACAGUUGGAAGUGAUGCUUGAUCGAAGAACACUUUACGAUGACUACCGCGGAAUGGGAGAAGGAAUAGUCGAUAGUAGAUUAACAAGGCACAAAUUCUGGUUACUUAUUGAAGAAAUGGCACCUCCAAUUAAAAACAAAUAUGAAGUUUUGAGUACAACAUCAAAUUAUUUUGCAAAUGGUCUUCGUUACCCACCGAAUAUUUAUUUUAUAGAAAAUCUCGAAAUACGAGCACCAGUGAAUCUACGAAAUAAGGUUUCCUUAAUUUCACAUUCAUUACCUUGCGAUUUGCAUUUACUUAAUUUACGAACAUUAUCUGAUGAACAAUUAGAAUUAUUUCCCUCAAAAUCAGCAUUGAUGAUAUUACAUCGGCAAGGAUAUGAUUGUAGUAUUGGUGGUGGAAAGCAAGUAAAUACAAUUCCCUGUGAUGAUCUGUCCCAAAUCACUACUACUGAUUCAUUGUCCAAAAUGACAUUAAAUAAGUUAAGUAUUGAAUCAAUAGAAAGUACCUCAUUAACUGGAGUGCGAAGUAGAAGUAGUUAUAAGUUAAGGUCUUUUGCCAAUAUAAGUUUAGAUCCAAUGGAUGUAAAGACAUUUAUUUUGACAUUUAGUGGUUGAAAAAAAAUUUUAUAUAUGUUUUUUUUUUAACUCUAUAGUCUGGUAUACCUACAAAACAUUUAAAGCCAAAACAUUUUUUUUGUUUUUGUCAAAUUUUGUAUCCUUGUGUGGAUGUGAAUUUUGAAGAUUUUGAUUUUACAAAAUUUUUAACAAACUCUAUUUUUCAAAGAUUUUAUACUCCAGAUAAUUAUUUGUCUGCCACCAAAAGUACGUUGACAUGCGAGUAAAAGUUUAAAAGUAUUUGGCAAUUCAAUAAUCUUAGUUAUGAGUUAUUUUAAAACGAAGAAAUUUACUUUCUGAUUUUAAUAUUUUUGGCUUAGCUACAUCAAUUUUAUUAUGUUAAUGAAAUGAGAAUGAACAAUUAAUCCAUGACAUGGAGCAGCUCUUUAGAUUUAAAAAUUAGGACAAAUGCAUAGAAAUUUAACGCCUUGAAUGUAAACAAUUUAAACUUUUGAAGUUCGAUCCAAAUAGCUGUCUUUUUCUUUUAUACAUUGAUGGAAAAUUAAUUAGAAACAAAUUAUUUUUUUAACUAAGGCUUAUAAUUUUAUUUUUAUAAAUUAUAAAAACAUAUUUAUUUUAAUUCAUUGCAUUUUUUGUAGUUUUAACUGCAUAUUAAAAAAAAAACAACAACAAAAAAAUUAUUCUAAAACAAAGAAAAAUUUCAUAUUAUUAUAAAAAACUCAAUUUUGUUAUUGAAAUAAAAUUAAGAUCGGGUUGGUCCCCGUGAAAUAGCUAUAACUCCAGUCUAUGAAUUUGGUAGUAACACACACAAGUUGUUGUUGUUCAUUCAAAACCUUCAAAAUUAGGAACAAUUAUAUGAUAUUCUUGUUGUUUUUGAAAAAAAAAUUUUAAUAUUUGGUUGAAAAACCCUUGUUAUUGAUGACAACUUCACUGCGCCGCGGUAAACUUUCCAUCAAGUCACGGCAUCAUUUCAAUGGAACAUUCUCCCAUGCCUCCUCAGUAUUUAAAAAACAAAUCGGAUUCAUUUGUUGCCUUUUUGCUCAAUUUUUGAAAUCUAGACUUAACGCUGGCUACUUCAAAACUUCAAUAUUUUCCUCCUCAAACAAACACUUCACAACACGUAAAGUUUAUUCGGGGUAAUUUUCUCGCUGGAAAAUGUGAGAAAACGACAAAUGCUGGAAUGCAUAACAUUUUCCAGUAUGUAUACUAUUCAGGAAAAUGCCCCCAAAAACAAUGCCCCGAAAGCCAUAUUGCUAAAGUUUUUUUUAUUAAUUGGUGGCCGUACCUACUUAAAGUUUUCCAUCCGAUCCGAAAAUGUUAAACUUGGACCCGUUGCUCCAGAUCACCUUUUUCUGAAAUGAAAGCGGUUUUUUUAGAUGUAAUCUUGCUAUCUUCAUCGUUUCUAAUUAGUUUUUCAGCAAAAUUCCUUGAACUGUUAAUUCUGUAUCGUUAAUAUUUGUUGUUUACAAACAAAACUGUUCGUUUUAUAUUGAGAUAUAGGUAUAAUUUUAGAAAUUUACCAUUUUUUUUAAAUUUUCACAUGUUAUGAUAACAGUAGACAAAAGAAAUAUUUAAAAGUAAAAAUUGUUGCUAAUAUUUUGGUCACAAUUGUAUAAAUGAGAUUAUAGAAAAGGUCAGUAAAAACGCAUGCUUCAUCUCCAAUUGGAGAAAAAAAUGUGUAUGCAUAAACUAUUUAUUAGGGUGGUCCAUUUUCCCUUAGUUUGAAGAUAUAUGUAAGUUUCUCAAACCAACAAUUUCAAUUUUUUUGAGAGUUUUGUGCAACUUUUAGUAAAUUUGAUACAACUCACAAAAAAAGUCCAAAAGUUUAAUAGUCUCGAAUUUUUGUUUGGAAAAGCGUUAUUUUAGUAUUUUUUUAAAAUAAUUUAAUAAGAAUAUGGGCUUCGGAUGUUUUUUUUUUGUAUUUUAUAUUUUAUUUAAAACACGUUUUUGUUAGCGUUUGUUUCAGCAGCCUCUAGUUCUUAGAUUUCAAAAGUAAAGUAUUUUUCUUACUAGGUUCUGAGUAAAGAGUACCUAUAAAAAAAAUUUUAAACCACAACCUUAGCUAUCUAUCAGUUUUGCAGUAAAAAUAACUAUCGUCAUCAUAAAAUAGACUAUGUUCAUUCCUGACCGAAAUAAUAUACAGGGUCUUCCAAAAGUAAUGAUCCAAAUUAACAAUAAUUAAGAAAUAGUACAGUCUUAAUUCAUCAAAGCAUUAAAACAAAAAAAGAAAGAAAUACACAUUCAACAAAAUACCUGUAAUUCGAAAAUAGUGUAAGAAAUAAAACAUGCAUUAUUUGAUUAAUUUUCCCAACUAUUAAGUAAAAAUAAUUGUUAAAAAAGAAAAAUCAUUUAUGAGCAGGGGAAGCAAAAUACCGCUAAUAUCCUAACAGAACCAUUGAUUGUAUGAUCGUAUGCCUUAAUUCGUCCCCUAGUUCAAAACAGUUAUUUUUUUAAAUUUCACAAGAACUGCAUUUAAUCGGAAACCAUAAGUAUUCGGGAUGAAUUAGUUACCAAUUUGUGAAUCUCUAUAAGUUGGUUUUUCAGCAUAUUUCUUUUGGGCAGUUACUUUUGGGACACCCUAUUAAUUAUAUUAAAAUCAGACAAAAAAGCUCCUAAAACCAUAAAAGUAAAUGUUUAUAUUUAAAAUAAGUAUUAUUAAGAUUUGUAUCAUGUUUUAUAAUUUAAAAAAUUUAUCAGCCUCUUUUAUAGACGUAUACCAAAAUUUAAAAGACACUCAACAAAUCUCUGUGCAAUAGCAUUUCCUCCCCACAUUCCAUUUUGAAUGUUCUAAGGUUUCGUUUUUAUCCGAAUGAGAAAAAAAUAAAUUAGUGCUCGAUUAUCCACAACUUAUCUCACGAACAAAAUAAAAAAUAAUUAUAUUCUUAUGUCAAAAUCUGAUAUUAUUUAUAAAAAAAUUAAACCUAAAAUUAUUAUAGUUAUGUAUUAAUUAAGAUAUUAAAAUAAAACGAUUGUUAAUAGUAUAUUAUUAAUUAAAAAAACUAAAUGAAUUUUUUAUAUUUUUAUUUUCCGUUUUUUUUUUUUUAUUUUUAUUAUUUGUAUAAAUUAAUUAUUUUCGACUGAUGCGAUAAAAAAAUGUAUGGUUAAGAUUGUAUGUGUUAUGUCCUAGCUUAGUAUCACUUGAUGUUUUACAAAAAAAAAAGAAUCUCUGUAAAUUAAUAUUAUUUAAUACUUUUGCUUAUGGUAAGUAGAAACAAUUAUUUAAUUAAAAAACUGUAGACAAUUUAAAUUAAAUUUUAAUUUUACUGAUAAUGAAACAAGACGAAUUAAAGUCAAUGGAAAUAAAUUAAGUCAAGUUA
Molecule: messenger RNA, 7388 nt
Organism: Episyrphus balteatus (marmalade hoverfly)
Lineage: Eukaryota; Metazoa; Arthropoda; Insecta; Diptera; Syrphidae
Gene: alpha-Man-IIb
Product: alpha-mannosidase 2
Exons: 6
Coding region: 634-4110 (1158 amino acids)
Biological process (GO): mannose metabolic process; N-glycan processing; protein deglycosylation
Cellular component (GO): Golgi membrane
Molecular function (GO): alpha-mannosidase activity; carbohydrate binding
Source: RefSeq, a predicted model, not a curated record